UUAAUCCGAGACUUAUGUACCUUCUUCGAGUUGAUAAUGAGCGAUAAUGAUUACGUAUGAGGUUUAAAAAUACCGACGUUCGCUCUUCUGCGUCGUUACAAUCUGGAUAAAAGAAAUGCGUGAUUACCGGCACCGGAUUUCCAUGAAAGAACGUUUUUUAAUGUAAUGGGCGAGAAGUCAUGGCGGCGAUUACGACAAAGUUAAAAUUCCAGAUGUGAAUAUAUCGUGCAAAAAUUUGUUUCCCUUCGGACAGCAGAAUUUUUUAGAAUAUUUUUUGCAGCUACGGUGAUCUGCAACUUGCCAACUUGUUCAACAUGGCGGAAAAACGAUUGGACUUGGUAAUAUUUGGAGCAACAGGCUUCACAGGAAAACAUGCAGUCAAAGAGGUUAAUCGAAUUGCCAAGGAGAAAUCGCUUUCUUGGGGUAUUGCUGGCCGUCGUAAAGAAGCACUAGAAGCAGUCUUAAAAGAAUAUGCAUCAGAUUCUGAAAAUAUUCCCAUCAUACUGGCAGAUUUGAAGGACGAAGAUGGGAUUAAAAAGAUGGUAGAACAAGCAAAGGUAAUAAUUAAUUGCUGUGGACCGUAUAGAUUUUAUGGGGAACCCAUUGUAAAGGCGUGUAUCGCUGCUGGUACACAUCAUGUCGAUGUCAGUGGAGAACCUCAGUAUAUGGAACGAAUGCAGUUGGAAUAUAAUAAAGCAGCCCAAGAAGCUGGAGUGUAUGUAAUCAGCGCCUGUGGUUUUGAUAGCAUACCAUGUGACUUGGGAAUAAUUUUCACGCAACAAAAAUUUAAUGGAGAAAUAAAUAGCAUCGAAUCGUAUUUGAAGGGCUGGUCGACAAGUAAAAUUACAGGACCACAACUUCACUAUGGGACAUGGGAAUCAGCUAUUUAUGGUCUUGCACAUGCAGAUGAGCUGCGUGAACUUCGAUCGAAGUUAUACCCUGAGCGACUUCCUAAUUUUGAACCGAAAUUAAAAACAAAAGGAAUUAUUCAUCGAAGUUCUAUAUCCGAUGGAUGGUCUGCGGUAUUUCCUGGCUCCGAUCGCUCAGUGGCACUUCGUUCACAACGUUUCUUGUAUGAAAAUUACAAACAGAGGCCAAUUCAAAUUCAAACUUACAUAACAUUCAAAUCUUUACUGUCGGUCCUGCAAGUAGCUUUCAUGGGAAUGAUAUUUUCGUUAUUAACCAAAUGUAGUUGUGGACGAAAGUUACUCUUAAAGUAUCCUUCCUUCUUUUCAGGCGGUUUUGUUAGCCAUGAAGGCCCAAGCAAAGAAACGAUGGAAAACUUACACUUUUCAAUAACAUUUAAAGCAAUUGGAUGGACUGAAAACUUAGCAGAGCCGACAGACAAGCAUGCAGAUCCUCCGAAUAAAGAAAUGAUCACUAAAGUGACUGGCAAGGAUCCGGGAUACGGGGCAACUUGUACUUGCUUAGUCUAUUCAGCUAUUACAAUUCUCAAAGAAGCCGAUAAGAUGCCUAAUAAUGGCGGUGUAUUCCCCCCUGGAGCCGCUUUCAGUAAAACAUCUUUAAUUGAAGAAUUAAAUAAAAACGGCCUGAAAUUUGAAGUCAUCUCGUCUAUCGAAAAGUAACGGCAUUUUGGCAGGUUCUAUUUGAUGUCGAUAUUUUCUUAUGUGACCAAAUUAACAGGGAUGUGAUUUAAACGAUGCUAAGAUUUAUGGUCGACUACGCAACUUAUUCACCAAAUAUUACUUUUAGUUGGCAAAAUUAUCGUGCGUUAAUUAGGAUAUUCGAGCAUGAAUGUUGCAAUUAUUGCUUGGACAGUUAUUCCUAAAUCUUCAAUGAAUGUGUAAGAGGCGUGGUACCACAAGAUAUAUUUAUUUUUGUUAUACGGAAUAUACUUUAAAAAAUAGUUGCGGGAAUCAACGUGACUACAGAGAGGGUAGAUCAAAAGUAUACACUGUUGACCGGUAUUUAAUAUAUCCCUACCAUUUCAUGAAAAACAUAACAUUACUUUGAAGAAAACGGAAACUAUUUGCGGGAAAGAAACUUAUUGAUUACUGAAUAAAUGUAAUAGAUCCUAUAAUCGACUUUAAUGGCUUUUCUGUUAUCAUAUUAAAAUUUUACAUUAUCGUACGGUACCUUUAAAGUGAUUGUCAAUUUUCUUAAUGCAAAUAGGAGAUUCAUUUGCGUAAUCUAUAACCACAGCCCUACCGCAAAGGGAAUUACGAGACCCUGAUUAAUAUAUAAAAAUCCAAGAAUAUCAACUCUACCCUCUCUAUGGUUUCAGGUGUCAGAAUCAUAUAUCAAUGUUGACGUUAUUAUUCAUUGAAUUUAUUAUUUAGACGGUUUACGAAGCUACGCAUUUGAAUAUCAUUUUCUACCAUUUCUUUUUACGAAUCUCUCCUAGAUAUUUCAAGCGUAACAUAUAGUGAUAUUAAUUUUUUAAAGCGGUGAAGAAAAUAAAAAUAUAUAUAUAUGUUUUCUACUUAUAUUCCACGGAGAAAAUCUGUAUCGCAUUAUCAAAAGCUAUUCGUCUAAGAAUUGUUGCCUGCACUACUCGCAGCUGGAAAAUGCAUUAACAAGAUUUACAAGCAAUUUACCAUAACUUAUUUAUUCCUCGAUGCAGAAUUUCCAUGUAAAACCACGCAACAAUUACUAAUGUACACGUAAUUAGUACACGUUACCAUUUACUGUCUUAGAAGUACACUUAAUUUUCGUAAAGCUUGUAUUACUUUCACAUUUAUACCGAAGUGUUUUAAUAAAAGUGAUAUUUACUAA
Molecule: messenger RNA, 2736 nt
Organism: Orussus abietinus
Lineage: Eukaryota; Metazoa; Arthropoda; Insecta; Hymenoptera; Orussidae
Gene: Pu
Product: saccharopine dehydrogenase-like oxidoreductase
Exons: 8
Coding region: 315-1586 (423 amino acids)
Biological process (GO): glycolipid biosynthetic process
Cellular component (GO): lipid droplet; mitochondrion; plasma membrane
Source: RefSeq, a predicted model, not a curated record